ACCACCAUCAAAAAAACGUGCAAGACCACCACUGAAGAAACGUGCAAGACCACCCACUGAAGAAAUGUGCAAGACCACCCAUCAAGAAGAAAAUCUAACAGUAGCACUAAUGACGACACCAACUACAACAUGCAAGACUAUCACCGAAGAAACCUGCAAGACCACUCAUCAAGAAGAAAAUCUAACGGCGGCAGCAAUGCCGAUUUUAUCAACAAAGAUACUAGCAACA
Racocetra fulgida is the source of this 229-nucleotide messenger RNA. Lineage: Eukaryota; Fungi; Glomeromycota; Glomeromycetes; Diversisporales; Gigasporaceae. The record is from the annotation of a GenBank genome assembly.